Pseudophryne corroboree (corroboree frog) is the source of this 2964-nucleotide messenger RNA. Its product is annotated as oocyte zinc finger protein XlCOF6.1-like. Gene Ontology annotation, cellular component: nucleus. The record is from RefSeq and is a predicted model, not a curated record. Bases 39 to 1379 code for a protein of 446 amino acids. The transcript has a single exon. NCBI's taxonomy places the organism in Eukaryota, Metazoa, Chordata, Amphibia, Anura, Myobatrachidae. Gene Ontology annotation, molecular function: DNA-binding transcription factor activity, RNA polymerase II-specific; RNA polymerase II transcription regulatory region sequence-specific DNA binding. Gene Ontology annotation, biological process: embryo development; urogenital system development; regulation of transcription by RNA polymerase II.
AUGGACACACAAGCAGGAAUAUCUCAGAAGGACAUCUAAUGUUAUCCCCGGAUUGUGACAUAAAAGAUAAUGAUAGUAGACAGGAUUCUCCAGGAGAUAACCCCAUUACCCCACAUCCAGCUCUAUCAGCUGAUCCCUCUGAUCCUGGGAAAUGUUCUCCUGAUCACUCUGAUAUUGGUGCAUUUGUUACAGCUCUGACAGUAGAUAUAGAGUUUCCCUGUUCUAUAGAUGCCAAAUGUUUUACACAGCACACAAACCUUAUUACUCAUCAGCCUGCUAAGACAGGUGAGAAGCCAUUUCCAUGUUCUGAGUGUGGGAAAUGUUUUACACUGAAAUCAAAUCUUGUUACGCAUCAGAGAACUCACACAGGUGAGAAGCCAUUUUCCUGUUCUGAAUGUGGUAAAUGUUUUACACAGAGCUCAAAUAUGAUUAAACAUCAGAGAACUCAUACAGGCGAGAAGCCAUUUUCCUGUUCUGAGUGUGGGAAAUGUUUUUUAAGUAAAUUGAAUCUUAUUACACAUCAGGGUACUCACACAGGAGAGAAUCCAUUUCCAUGUUCUGAGUGUGGGAAAUGUUUUUUAAGUAAAGCACAUCUAGUUUCACAUCAGAGAACUCACACAGGUGAGAAGCCAUUUUCCUGUUCUGAGUGUGGGAAAUGUUUUUUAAGAAAAACAAAUCUUAUUACACAUCUGAGAAGUCACACAGGUGAGAAGCCAUUUUCCUGUUCUGAGUGUGGAAAAUGUUUUUUAAGAAAAUCGAAUCUUAUUACACAUCAGAGAAGUCACACAGGUGAGAAGCCAUUUUCCUGUUCUGAAUGUGGGAAAUGUUUUUUAAGUAAAUCAAAUCUUAUUGCACAUCAGAGAAGUCACACAGGUGAGAAUCCAUUUCCAUGUUCUGAGUGUGGGAAAUCUUUUUUAUGUAAAGCACAUCUAGUUUCACAUCAGAGAAGUCACACAGGUGAGAAGCCAUUUUCCUGUUCUGAGUGUGGGAAAUGUUUUAUAAGUAAAUCAAAUCUUAUUACACAUCAGAGAAGUCACACAGGUGAGAAGCCAUUUCCAUGUUCUGAGUGUGGGAAAUGUUUUUUAAGAAAAGCACAUCUAGUUUCACAUCAGAGAACACACACAGGUGAGAAGCCAUUUUCCUGUUCUGAGUGUGGGAAAUGUUUUAUAAGUAAAUCAAAUCUUAUUACACAUCAGAGAAGUCACACAGGUGAGAAACCAUUUCCAUGUUCUGAGUGUGGGAAAGGUUUUUUAAUUAAAGCACAUCUUGUUAGACAUCAGAGAACUCACACAGUUGGGAAGCUGUCCCAUUCCCUGAGUGUGGGAAAUAAAACAGCUCUUGUUGAACACAGACAUUAUCCAAGUGAGGAACCAUUUUAAUCUUCUGGAGUAUAAUCAUCAUUGCCAUGCAUUGUUCCUCAAGGUUCUGUCCUAUCUCCGAUACUUGCAAUCUACCACUGGGUGAAAUAAUCAGACGUCAUGACCUGGCCUACCACUGCUAUGCAGAUGACUUAUCUUCUGCUCCAUGAAAUGAGAACCCAACACCAAUCCUAAAUGGGAUGGUGAUGAUAUCCCGGUGGACAGAAUGCUGGCUGUCAAUAUACCACCAGCGGCAUCCCGGCCACCAGAAUACCGGCAGUGGGGUGAGUGCAUAGAGUUCCCUUGCGGGCUCCCUGCGCUCGCUAUGCUGCAGGUGCGGUGGUUCGUUGCGCUGACCACAGGUAUUAUUCCCACUCCAUGGGUGUCAUAGACGCCCACAAGUGAGAAUAGCUGUGGCGAGUGCUGUCGGCAUUCCCGGCUGUCGGGAUUUCAGCGUCGGGAUCCUGAACGCCGGGAUAUUAACUACAUCCCAUCCUAAAUGGUUGUCUAGCAGAGCUCCAGGGGUGGAUGAUGCCAGUUGGCUGUGACUCAGUCUUAGUGAUACGUAAUAGAAGCUUACCAACAAAGGACAAGACUACAGCUUUACCAACCAUCAUGACUUAUGCUUUGGGGUUCAGAGUUACAAAAUGCUGACUGCGGAAUCUUUGUGUUGUCCCGGAUUGUGGCCGACACAGACAUCAGGUAUCCGCCACAUUCAAAUCCUUGUUCUUCCAUCUGUGGACCAUAGCCAGACUCCAGCACUUGAUUCCCUCAGAAGAUCUGCCUACAGUCAUACAUGUAUUUGUAUACUCUCACAUAGACUACUGCAAUGCCCUCUACCUGGGUCUCCCAGCAAAAGAAUUGCACCACUUGCAGAUGGUACAGAAUGCAGCAGCCAGUCUGUUACCUAACCAGCCCCUUCCUGCCACAUAACACCCAUUCUCUACUCCCUCCACCGUCUGCCUGUAAGAUGGGAAAUCUAUUUCAUAAUCGGCUUACUGACCUUCCCAGCCCAACAUUACAUGGUCCAAGGUAUCAGAAGCAGCUUCUGCCUCCUUACUGCCUCACUUGUUUAUUUCUGCAGGUAAAAGGAUUGUUACCAGUAGUACCAGGAAACUCCCAUAAUGCAUUUGGGGGUCAAACUUUUAGCUUUGUAGCCCUGGCCAUGGAACUUGCUGCCUCGCACAGUCCAAGAGGCCUCCAUUCUAGAGCCCCUCACAAGCAGGCUGAUGACUGACCUGUUACUCAUUUCAUUAAUGCUCCUCUAGUUCUUACAUAUAUCCCACAUGCUUAGUUCUUUGUUCUGUUGUUUAUUUUGUAUCUUGUGCUUUGUGUAAAUGUUUAAUUCCAGUUUGCAGUAUCUAUAUUGCUGCACGACAAUAUGGCGGCCAUAGGAACGUGUUUCCACUUCUAGUUUCCCAUUCUUAUGUCAUCUGAUCAUCUUAAUCAGGAGUGUUGUGGGAUACAAGAUCCUAUAUAUAUAUAUAUAUAUGUAUAUAUAUAUAUAUAUACAUUACCAUGUGCAUUAGAGUCACCCGGGUUCCAUCUGCGGUGGUUUGUUGUAUGUUACAUCUAUAUGGUGCGGAUACUCUGUAUGAUCUCAUAA